This is a messenger RNA of Meloidogyne enterolobii, 498 nucleotides long. The record is from the annotation of a GenBank genome assembly. Lineage: Eukaryota; Metazoa; Nematoda; Chromadorea; Rhabditida; Meloidogynidae.
AUGCUUGAUAAAAUACUCGAUCUACGCCAAAAAAUGGGCUCACAAUAUACAUUGAAUACUGAAUGGAUAAGGGCCAAUCAUCCAAUAUUUGCUUAUGAUGUUGGUCUCAUAAUGCCCAUAAGUCUCAUAAUGUUAAUUUUUCAGACAGUCUACAUGUUUUCAAACAUUAGUCCAUUUUCAUUCCUUUUAUAUAAAUUCACUACUCUGGAAAUUUCGACACCUACAACAGGCAAAUAUGCAAGGGAUCAAACUAUAAGCUUAUAUCAGUUUGUUCUUCAUAGCAGUAAAAUUACGGAUGCCUCUAUUAAUGGAAUGAGACUAAUUCUGACAGAAUUAUCGCGAAAACAUCCACAGGAAAUGGCUGCAAUAUUACCUUCAGGAUUGUCUGAAAGAGAGGCUAUUGAAAAGUGGAUAAGUAAUAUUAUUCAGGUCAAUGAGAAAUUCAGCGAGAUUAUGGGUAAUUAUGUUAAACAAAUAUUUUUGGCUGUCCAACUCUAG